Molecule: messenger RNA, 954 nt
Organism: Pygocentrus nattereri (red-bellied piranha)
Lineage: Eukaryota; Metazoa; Chordata; Actinopteri; Characiformes; Serrasalmidae
Product: aerolysin-like protein
Exons: 1
Coding region: 1-954 (317 amino acids)
Source: RefSeq, a predicted model, not a curated record
AUGUCUUACCUGGCACCUAUCCUUGAAAUUGGUGGAGGCGGAGGUAGCGCCUUCAACUUUGAUGGCAUUGACUGUGGAGCAACACUGGAAAAGAUGGGUGUGUGGGCAGGAGGCUGGCAGAUAAAGGCCAUCAAGAUUUGGCUCACCAAUGGUCAGUCCAUGCAGUAUGGAAAUCCUGGUGAUGGGCCUUAUUCUGAAUACACAUUUAAACCAGGAGAACAUAUCACCUCUCUUUCACUGUGGGGGAACGGAGCUGGAACCCGUCUAGGUGCCAUCAAGUUUACGACAACUCUUGGCAAGACCUUUUUUCCACAGAUGACCUCAUGGGGCCUGAAACAUGAGUAUCCGAUUGAUAUCGGCUCUGGCAUCUGCAUGGGAGUCAUUGGACGCUCAAGCUCAGACAUCGACUGCUUAGGGUUCAUAUUCCUCAACAUCAUCAAGUCAACUGUCCUUACCAAUAUCAAUUAUCCCACCCUUCAUAACAUCAUUCCUCAGGUGGCUACUGAGGAGCUCAAAUCCAUGACUUACCAUAAUGACACCACUGUUGAUCAGCAGUAUACUCUAGAAACUACAAAGAAAAUCAUCAAAAAAUCCACCUGGUCUGUGUCCAACAAGAUAGAAUCGACCUUCAGCAUAUCAGUGAAAGCAGGAAUUCCAGGAGUGGAAGAAAUUGGGAGUGAAUUCAGCUACACAGUGGGAGUCGAAUCUACAUACUCUUUAGAGUAUUCCGAAGAAAACGAGGAGAAGUUUUCUUUUCCUGUCCACAUUCCUCAUGGAAAAACAUUGGAUGCGAAGAUGACCAUCGGCCGGGCUGUUGUAGAGCUUCCAUAUACUGGUACGGUGAAGAUCACCUGUCAUAAUGAUUUUGUGCUGAAGUUCAACAUCAGUGGAAUCUACAACGGCCUGACUUACACCACUGCAGAUAUACAUGUAAAAGAACAUCAUGAAGCCUAA